CCACCUUUCCUCUUCCUCCCCCCAUCAUCGCUGCCGAGCUUCACUGCACUAAAGAGAUGGCUCGUCAAGCAACUAUGAUUCUCGUGGCAACAACCAUCAUUGUGGUUUAUCAAUCAGUUUCUACCAAUGCACAAACAGGCUGCACGAGAGCGAUCAUCAGUCUCUCGCCGUGCCUAAGCUAUAUUUCCGGCAACUCAUCGACUCCGUCGGCGAGUUGUUGUUCCCAACUCGGCAUCAUCGUCAAAUCUCAACCCCUAUGCCUGUGCACAGUGCUCAACGGAGGAGGCUCUUCCAUUGGUAUUUCUAUAAAUAAGACUAGGGCACUUGCCCUUCCAGGUGCUUGUCAGAUCCAAACACCGCCUGUGAGCCAAUGCAAUGGUUCAGGAGGUCCGACAGCCUCGCCGGCGAAGUCUCCGGAGAGCCCAUCAAUACCUGCAGCUGGAGCUGCACCUUCAGCCAAUGGAUCGAAAUCAAACGGCGGAUAUACAUCGAACAACAGAUCAAAAAAAUCAGUUGUGUUCAUUAUGCUAAGUAUUGUGAUUUCUGCUUACAUCUUCCAAAGUUGAUGUUUUUCAAUUUCUGGGGGUUGGGUUUAGUAGUUUCAUUGCAUUUUGUAAUUCUUCCUGUUUUGUACAGUCUUUUGGAAGCUUUGCAUCCAUACCACU
This is a messenger RNA of Phalaenopsis equestris, 665 nucleotides long. RefSeq names its product non-specific lipid-transfer protein-like protein At2g13820. Gene Ontology annotation, molecular function: lipid binding. Gene Ontology annotation, biological process: lipid transport. The record is from RefSeq and is a predicted model, not a curated record. Lineage: Eukaryota; Viridiplantae; Streptophyta; Magnoliopsida; Asparagales; Orchidaceae. The coding region runs from base 57 to 566 and encodes 169 amino acids. The transcript has 3 exons.